This is a messenger RNA of Coregonus sp. 'balchen', 333 nucleotides long. Lineage: Eukaryota; Metazoa; Chordata; Actinopteri; Salmoniformes; Salmonidae. The record is from the annotation of a GenBank genome assembly.
AUGUCCCCGAUGUCCUCAUUAGCCAUGUCCCCGAUGUCCUCAUUAGCCAUGUCCCUGAUGUCCUCAUUAACCAUGUCCCUGAUGUCCUCACUAACCAUGUCCCUGAUGUCCUCACUAACCAUGUCCCUGAUGUCCUCAUUAACCAUGUCCCUGAUGUGCUGUGUCCUGCAGGUGAAGCUGAACAAGCUGGCGUUUCUGAACCAGUUCCACUUCAGUGUGUUCUAUGCCUACGUCAAGCUGAAGGAGCAGGAGUGUAGGAACAUCGUGUGGAUCGCUGAGUGCAUCGCCCAGAGGCACCGCGCCAAGAUCGACAACUACAUCCCCAUCUUCUGA